AGCUUCAGAGAUAGAUGGACAACUUCAACUCCGAUGGAAGACCCACUCCUGAACCAGGAAGGGGGAAUUAAAAGAUGACCCCAGCCGGGUGUCAAAUACACCGGGAACGGGGCUGGGCUUGCCGUUAACGUCUGCAGAAUGAAUCCACGACGGAGGGUGCAGUUCCACAUCGUGCCCACGAGGUGCCGCUGUUCCCAAAUCAAGGCCCGCUCUUCCUCAAAUCCAGCGGGGAGGAGGUUUAGCCUUCUUUCUAUCCCCCUCUGAAUCUCCAAGGAUCUUACCCUGGAACUCAGAUUGAACUGAACCCUUGGCUUGUCAGCUGAUCUUCUCAGUGGACCCCCAGGCAGCCAUGGACGUGGGUCUCUCGGGCCUCCCAGUGGUAUCUCAGGGUCGCAGCAAGACCCUGAGGGGCAGGGGCCCAGUUGUGCGGCGGCAGCGGGAGUUCAUGCCCGAAGAGAAGAAGGACAUGGUUUACUGGGAGAAGCGGAGGAAGAACAACGAGGCGGCCAAGAGAUCCCGGGAGAAGCGGCGUCUCAACGACGUAGCCCUUGAAGGCAGGCUGGCCACGCUGCUGGAGGAGAACGCUCUGCUCAGGGCUGAGCUGUGGGCACUCAGGUGUCGCUUUGGCCUUUUGCCCUCCGUUGCUGGCUCCCGGACCCUGCCCCUGCAGGCACUGCUGUGGGAGGCCCCCUGGACUGGAGACCCCCGCCCUAGGGCCCAGCCACUCCCCUCCCUCCCUGGCUCCCAUGGCUGCCUUUUGAGGCCAUGCGCUCUGGACACUGGGGUUCCAGGAUGCCGGGGCUGCCUGGGGGCUCACAAGUGGACUGGUCUGGCCGCUUCCCCCAGGUGCCCCCAGGACCCUGUUCCCCCCAACCCCAAGAGAAUGGACAUGGCCUUGCAGGCUGCCCUCCCAGCCGCCUUCUUCAGCUGUCACCUCCUGGAUGGGCAUGGGGGGACCAGACCGGAGCUCAGGCCCUUUUGGGGGCUGUGGUCACCCAUGGCCUCUGGUUACCAGGCUUCUGGGCCCUCAGAUGUGUUGCUGACACCCACUGCUGAUCCAGUGGAGCUGCCUCCUGGGUUGGCCUAUCCUGUCCCAGGGAAUGAUCUUGAGCGUCUUACUCAGCCCUCCCUGCCCCACAAACUGCGCGUCAAGUCCCAAGCCUUGGGCAGGGGACCUCCAGGGUGGGGGGAUGGCCGGGGCCCCCUCUGAGGGCUUCCCCCGGGCAGGGCCGGGCCCACAAGGUGGUGUUGGGACUGAGCAUGGGUAUGUCUGGGGAAGAUGAGUGGCUUGCCCCUGACUCAGCUCCCCGGCUGGGCAAGGGCCUUGGAGGGGUCCACUUGUCAGUGUCCAGGCCUCUGGGAGGAGGGGAUGGGGUUUCAUCUUGGAUCGUACCCUGGUUCCCAUCCUGCCUAAAAUAUGUGUUGUGGGUAGUCCCUUUCUCCUCCCUCCCCCUUUUCCUUCCUUUCUUCCACCUUCUCUCCCUCCUUCCU
Molecule: messenger RNA, 1491 nt
Organism: Callorhinus ursinus (northern fur seal)
Lineage: Eukaryota; Metazoa; Chordata; Mammalia; Carnivora; Otariidae
Gene: NFILZ
Product: NFIL3 like basic leucine zipper
Biological process (GO): regulation of DNA-templated transcription; circadian rhythm
Cellular component (GO): nucleus
Molecular function (GO): DNA binding; DNA-binding transcription factor activity
Source: RefSeq, a predicted model, not a curated record